Molecule: messenger RNA, 777 nt
Organism: Emericellopsis cladophorae
Lineage: Eukaryota; Fungi; Ascomycota; Sordariomycetes; Hypocreales; Bionectriaceae
Product: 2-dehydro-3-deoxy-D-gluconate 5-dehydrogenase-like protein
Exons: 2
Coding region: 1-777 (258 amino acids)
Molecular function (GO): oxidoreductase activity, acting on the CH-OH group of donors, NAD or NADP as acceptor
Source: RefSeq, a predicted model, not a curated record
AUGAGUCUCUUCAGCUUAAAAGACCACACAGCCCUCGUCACGGGAGGCACCCGGGGCAUCGGGCAGGCCGUCGCGCUGGCCCUCGCCGAAGCCGGAGCUGACAUUCUCCUUGUUCAACGCGAUACGUCCAACACAAAGACCAAGGAGCAGAUUGAAGCACUCGGGCGCAAGGCAACCAUCUACACCUGCGAGCUGUCCUCGCCGGAAUCUGUCGCCUCGCUCGUCCCCAAGGUCCUUGCCGAUGGCCAUGAGAUCCGCAUCCUGGUGACCUGCGCCGGGAUUCAGCGACGCCACCCAGCCGAUGUGUUCCCAGACAGCGACUUCAACGAGGUCAUGCAAGUCAAUCUCAACUCCGUCUUCACAAUGUGCCGGGACAUUGGUGCACACAUGCUCACGCUGGAAUCGUCCCCUGUGACGGGUCGCAAGGGCUCCAUCAUCAACUUUGCCUCGCUGCUCACCUUUCAAGGCGGCCUCAACGUCCCAGCCUACGCUGCGUCCAAGGGUGCGGUCGGCCAGCUGACCAAGAGCAUGGCCAACCAGUGGAGUGACAAGGGCAUCACCGUGAAUGCCAUUGCGCCCGGCUACAUUGCGACGGACAUGAACGAGGCCCUGCUCAAGGACGAGAAGAGGCUGCAGAGCAUCUCGGAGAGGAUUCCGGCGGGCCGAUGGGGCACACCGGAGGACUUUAAGGGGACGGCGGUAUACUUGGCGAGCAGGGCAAGCGGAUACGUGAGUGGGCAUGUGCUGACGGUCGAUGGCGGGUGGAUGGGUCGGUAG